Molecule: messenger RNA, 925 nt
Organism: Dinoponera quadriceps
Lineage: Eukaryota; Metazoa; Arthropoda; Insecta; Hymenoptera; Formicidae
Product: alpha-crystallin A chain
Exons: 4
Coding region: 190-882 (230 amino acids)
Biological process (GO): response to heat; protein refolding
Molecular function (GO): protein folding chaperone
Source: RefSeq, a predicted model, not a curated record
CGGCGAGCCGCGCUCAUUCCUUAGGCGGGACUCGGAGCGAGACACGUGCGUUCAAUACCGAGUUAUUAUUCGCGAUCGAAUCGUGCACGACGAAGACGCGAGUACACCUGGUUGAGUGGUUGAGUGAAGAGAGAGAGAGAAAGAGAGAGACUCAUACACACACUCGAGUGCAUACACGCGGGAGGAAACAUGGCCGACAGUGGUAUCAAGCGCAACAUUCCGAUCAAGCUCGGUGACUUCAGCGUGAUCGACACCGAGUUCUCCAACAUACGCGAGCGCUUCGACGCCGAGAUGAGAAAGAUGGAGGACGAGAUGUCGCGGUUCCGCAGCGAGCUGAUGAACCGCGAGAGCAACAAUUUCUUCAAGAGCACCACCAGUCGGCAUCAUACGAGCACCAGCGAGCACCGUACGUCGACGACCUCGAAGACCGAAGGUUGGGACAAGGUCGACCCUGCAGCACCGCCAAAGCGGUCCGCGUUCGACAGCUUCAAAAGCACCACCACGCAACAGACCACUCAGAACAGCAGUUCCCUGAGUCCUCAACAUGACGCUCAUACUUGGCUGGACGGCCUCAACAGCCCCCUCAUUCAAGACGAGGGCGACAGCAAGAUGUUGAAGCUGCGCUUUGACGUUUCGCAGUACACGCCUGAGGAGAUCGUCGUGAAGACCGUGGACAACAAGCUACUGGUCCACGCUAAACACGAGGAGAAGACGGAGAGCAAAUCGGUGUACAGAGAAUACAAUCGGGAAUUCCUGUUGCCGAAGGGAACCAAUCCCGAGAGCAUCAAGUCUUCCUUGAGCAAGGACGGCGUCCUUACCGUGGAGGCGCCUUUACCGGCGAUCGGCUCCGGCGAGAAGCUAAUUCCGAUCGCGCACCAGUAAACUCCAGACGAGUCGCGGAGAAUCGACUCAUCGGAUUUCCCGC